CUGCUUCUUGGUGGCCACGGGGCUCAUCCGAUGCCGCUUCCCGGUGGCUACUGAAUCCAGUUCCUGGUGGCCACGGGACUCAUCCGAUGCCGCUUCCCGAUGGCCACCACUGAAGCUGCUUCCCAGUGGCCACCAAGGGCCCUUCCCAGUGGCCAUGGGUCUCAUCCAGCGCCACUUCCCAGUGUCCACGGAAGGCGCCAUGCGGCCCAGCGACACCGUGUCGGAGGCCAGUCCCGGCUCGAGGCUCCUGGUUCAAGCCGGCGUCCAGGCCAAGCCGGCGGCCGUCUCCCCGCUCCAGAUCACCGGUGUCCAGGUAUCCCAGCAGCCGAACGCAUUCUUGGGACACCUCCUUUUGCCCCGGGAAUCUCCGCCCCCGUGGGGAUGUCGGAGCGGCGCAUCCCGCGUCGGGAAGCGGGAAUGUCGGGAUGCGCCGCUCAUCCCGCCCGGCUCUCUCCAUUCCCAGCGCUCGCCGGUGCCGACCAGCAGCUCCGGAGCCAAAACGGGCCCCGGGCAGCAGCUCCAGGUGCACGGGGUCCAACCCGUUCCCGCUGCUCCGGAGGUCCCGGUGCAACACGUCUACCCGGGCCAGGUGCAGUACGUGGAGGGCAGCGACGCCGCCUACGCCGCCGGCACCAUCGGUAACUCCAAGUACCACUACUACGGGCUGCGCAUCAAGGCCAACUCGCCGCUGCUGCGGCUCAUGGAGGACCAGCAGCACCUGGCCAUGCGGCAGCAGCCCUUCUCCCAGAAGCAGCGGCUCAAGACCGUGCAGAAGGUGGAGGGCAUGACCAACGGCGUGGCCGUGGCGCAGCAGCAGAGCUCGGGGCUCUCCGACAUCAGCACCCAGGUGCAGCAGUACCAGCAGUUCCUGGACGCCUCGCGCGCCCUGGCCGACUUCUCCGAGCUGGAGCUGCAGGGGAAGGCGCUGCCCGACGGGGUGAGCGCCGAGGACCUCAAGGCCUUCCAGGUGCUCUACCGUGAGCACUGCGAGGCCAUCGUGGACGUCAUGAUCAACCUGCAGUUCACCCUGGUGGAGACCUUGUGGAAAACCUUCUGGAGGUUCAACCUCAACCAGCCCAGCGAGGCCGCCCCCGUGGCAGUGGGCCGCUGCGAGGACCGCAUGGUGCAGCGGCUGGAGCAGGACUUCAAGAUGACGCUGCAGCAGCAGAACUCGCUGGAGCAGUGGGCGGCCUGGCUGGACGGCGUCGUCACCCAGGUCCUCAAGCCCUACCAGGGCAGCCAGGGCUUCCCCAAGGCCGCCAAGCUCUUCCUCCUCAAGUGGUCCUUCUACAGCUCCAUGGUCAUCCGCGACCUGACCCUGCGCAGCGCCACCAGCUUCGGCUCCUUCCACCUCAUCCGGCUGCUCUACGACGAGUACAUGUACUACCUGGUGGAGCACCGCGUGGCCCAGGCCAAGUUCGCCAACCUGACGAGCUCCCUGAAUUCCCUGGACCCUGACAAAGGUGAGGAGCGUUAA
This is a messenger RNA of Tinamus guttatus (white-throated tinamou), 1477 nucleotides long. The record is from RefSeq and is a predicted model, not a curated record. NCBI's taxonomy places the organism in Eukaryota, Metazoa, Chordata, Aves, Tinamiformes, Tinamidae.